Cyphellophora attinorum is the source of this 807-nucleotide messenger RNA. Its product is annotated as Arylsulfatase. The record is from RefSeq and is a predicted model, not a curated record. The transcript has a single exon. NCBI's taxonomy places the organism in Eukaryota, Fungi, Ascomycota, Eurotiomycetes, Chaetothyriales, Cyphellophoraceae. Gene Ontology annotation, molecular function: arylsulfatase activity. Bases 1 to 807 code for a protein of 268 amino acids.
AUGGAAACCUACGCAGCCAUGGUUCAGAACAUGGACACCCACAUCGGCCGCGUACUCUCAUACCUUCGGAAAACCUCUGAACUCGACAACACGUUCGUCCUCUUCAUGUCCGACAACGGCGCCGAAGGCCUCUUGAUGGAAGCCCAUCCCGUGAUUGGCGAGAACAACAUCUUCGAGCAUAUCGAGAAGUACUACGACAACAGCCUGGCCAAUAUUGGGAACAAAAAUAGCUACGUCUGGUAUGGUCCACGUUGGGCGUCCGCUGCGACGGCGCCUGCUCGGCUGUAUAAAUGCUUCAGCUCUGAAGGAGGCAUUCGAGUACCGCUGAUAGUGCGGUAUCCGCCUGUGACUAGUCAACGGCCGGGCGCAAUUGAUCACUCUUUUGCCACGGUCAUGGACAUCGCCCCAACCCUAUUGGAGCUAGCAGGCACCGCACAUCCCGGUGCAACAUAUCGCGGGCGGGACGUAGUGCCUAUUCGAGGAAAGUCAUGGGCGAAACACCUCAGCCAGCCUGACGUCCACAAAGAAGUCCACGAUGAAGACGCCGUCCAUGGUUGGGAACUCUUCGACCGGCAGGCGAUUCGCAAAGGAAAAUGGAAGGCGUUGCUGAUACCACCACCCUUUGGACCAGGAGAAUGGCAGCUAUAUAACUUGGAGGAGGACCCGGGGGAGACGGCGGAUCUAGCUGUGAGACAUGGCGAGAAGCUGAGAGAGUUGCUUGUGCACUGGGACGAGUACGUGAAGGAGGUCGGCUUAGCUGGAGCUAGUCCACAGUAUGGUGUACUGAAAGUCGGCGUGGAGGCAUAA